CGAGGCUCCACGGCGCAGAGCCCCACGCGUAUCUCCCGGCUGCAGGAGAAGGAGGAGCUGCAGUUGCUGAACAACCGCCUGGUCGUCUACAUCGACAAGGUGCGGAGCCUGGAGGGGGAGAACAGCGCCCUGCAGCAGCAGGUCGUCGAGCGGGAGGACGUGUGCGGCCGCGAGGUCACCAGGCUGAAGGCGAUCUACGAGGCUGAGCUGGCCGAUGCCCGCCAGGCGCUGGACAACACGGCGCGGGAGCGGGCCAAGCUGCAGAUCGAG
Molecule: messenger RNA, 270 nt
Organism: Leptosomus discolor (cuckoo roller)
Lineage: Eukaryota; Metazoa; Chordata; Aves; Leptosomiformes; Leptosomidae
Source: RefSeq, a predicted model, not a curated record